Messenger RNA from Cladocopium goreaui, 622 nucleotides. NCBI's taxonomy places the organism in Eukaryota, Dinophyceae, Suessiales, Symbiodiniaceae. The record is from the annotation of a GenBank genome assembly.
GAAGCGAACUUUCGCUCAUAUCUCCCAGAAAACUGCCUUCGGGGUCACCGAUGUCUAUUUCUUGGCGGGAUACUAUGGCCUGAUGGAAGUGAUGGUCGAUGAAAUUAAGCGCUUGACCAACGGCUGUGCACAGACCAAGAAGGGCAAGAAGAUCAAGUGCCAAGUGAUCUUGAAGGCGGUGGGUGUGAUCCCAGAUCCGCAGAUUGACAAAAUGCUUGGCCUGAAGGAGCUGGUCGGCCUUUGGGUGAACGGUGAUCCCCUGCGGGCUGUGUGCUGUAACGGGAUGUUUGUGGAAGCCCAGAACUUCGGCAGCUUCGCGUCCGGGCCUCCUUUCGCUCAGCUGGCCCGUGCGCUUCGAUGGUUCGUGGACUAUCCUUCAGACUUUGAGGUGAUCCGGCCCAUCCUGCCGAAGCUGAAAAGCAGUCCGGAGAAGCCCGCCUACGUUCCCAGCGCCACUCACAUGCUGCCUACGUUCUCAUCCUUCAACCUGAUUCCGAUGAUGGCGGCAGAGAUGUCGGUGUACAAUGCGUUGAAGCAUCUCAAGCAGAGGGCCAGACAUCCGCCGAACAAAUACAUUGCGGAGUGCCGCGCCGAGUGGGAGGCGCCGACUCGAAAAAACUGA